Pseudonaja textilis is the source of this 1750-nucleotide messenger RNA. The record is from RefSeq and is a predicted model, not a curated record. NCBI's taxonomy places the organism in Eukaryota, Metazoa, Chordata, Lepidosauria, Squamata, Elapidae.
UCCCCUCUUCAGGUCGGCGAGUGAGAACCACAGGCAGGACGAGGAGCAGGAAGACGAGAGCUACUCCCGGGAAAUGUCCAGGUUCUUAGCCAACGCCAUGGCCAAGCCCCUCCCGCAGACUCCCGAGAACGCCCUGCACAAGCACCACAACAACAGUGCGGACGACACCCUCCUGGCCCUGAACGUUCGGCCGGCCCUGCGGAACGGGCUGGAAAACAGCCUGGAGGAUGCUUCCUACCACGAGGAGUCCCUCCAGGAGGACCAGGACAAGGAGAGCGAAGACCAGCUCCAUCCCACCCAUCCGGCAGGAAUUGUCCUGACCCGUGUGGGCUACUACACCAUCCCCUCCCUGGAGGAGCUAGCCAGAAUGACCAGUGACACAGGAGAAUGCAUCGUGAUGGACUUCACGGUCGGCCGUAAAGGCUACGGCUCCAUCUACUUCGAGGGCGAGGUCAACCUGACCAACCUGAACCUGGAUGAGAUUGUGCACAUCCGCCGGAAAGAGGUCAUUGUCUACCCGGACGACGAAUUGAAGCCCCCCAUCGGGGAGGGCUUGAACAGGCGAGCCGAGGUCACCCUGGACGGAGUUUGGCCCACGGACAAAACCUCGCGCUGCUUGAUCAAGAGCCCAGAACGGCUGACAGAAAUGAACUACGAAGGCCGGCUGGAGGCCGUCUCUCGGAAACAGGGAGCCCAGUUUAAGGAGUACCGCCCCGAAACCGGUUCAUGGGUAUUCAAGGUGGCCCACUUCUCAAAGUACGGCCUGCAGGAUUCCGAUGAGGAGAGCGAGGAGAGCCUCGCCAAAGUGGAGGCCAAGAAGUUAAAAACUGCUCCGGUGCCCCUGCCGGGCCAGCUGAUGUCUCCGCAAAUGGCUGCCGCUGGGAAGUUGGCGCCUCCUUCCAAGAGCCCCGAGGCUGACCACCUGGGGAAGGGGGUCGAAUUCGACAGUGACAUGGCCGACAUCACCCAAGAGCUGCUCCCGGAUUCUCUGGCGGAAGAGAAUCUGGCGGAAGAGCAGGAGCCGGUGCCGGCCUCGACCCACAUUGCCUCCUCCCUGGACAUCAACCCUCACACGCUGCAGAUCAUGAAGGCUUCUUUGCUGGCGGACGAAGAAGAGCUGGACUGGAUGGCGGAUCGGCCGUUUGGCAAGCCAGCUGCGGAAUUGGACCGUUCGCAAGAGAUCUGCUCACCCAGGCUCCCCAUCUCCUCCUCCUCCUCCUCCUCCACACGAGGAUGGAAAAGUCGCCCCCCAGGUAGCCGGCUGCUGCAGUCCAGACCCUCCACGGGCUCUUUCCUGCUCCCAAGCGCCUCCCUGCAGGACCGCCGCAGCCCGAAGACUUCCUCCCUGGGUGGGGCUUUGCCCGCCCCCCCCUGGGCUGCCCUUUCUCCCCUGGCCUCGGCCUUCGUCAUGCCGCGCCCGGCUCCCGAGGCGCCCCUGAAGACUGUGGGUGUCCGCAGGCAGCCGGGCCUGGUGCCCCUGGAGAAGUCGGUGGCCUACGGCAAAGGGCGGCUGCUGAAGGACAUGGCCCUCUUCAUGGGACGCUCCUUCCGGGUCGGCUGGGGGCCCAGCUGGGUUUUGGCCCACGGCGGAGAGCGCUUGAGCCCCCGGAGCGAACCGGACGAUCAUCACGGGGAGGCCGCAGAGUACGGAUUCUUGCCAGCCCCCAUGGCACCGAAGCAGUACGUCCUGGCUCUGCAACGCUGGGGGUGGGGAGGGAAAGUGCCCCCCCCCACGCCCCUCCCAGUAUAG